This is a messenger RNA of Brachypodium distachyon (stiff brome), 3574 nucleotides long. RefSeq lists its product as uncharacterized. The coding region runs from base 549 to 3161 and encodes 870 amino acids. The record is from RefSeq and is a predicted model, not a curated record. Lineage: Eukaryota; Viridiplantae; Streptophyta; Magnoliopsida; Poales; Poaceae. The transcript has 6 exons.
UACAAAGAUUCAAAAUUUGAACAUGCACCGAGGUAAAACAAUAAGCUAGAAUUAUUUAGACAGAGAGAUAACGAUCUAGAUCCGCCCCUCCCUUUUCAAUUCUCCCAGAAAGCCUUCCUCCUUCCCCACUCUCUUUCCAAUCCCCUCUUCUUCCCCUGUCUUCCUCGCGCACCCGCCCGCAUUGAUGGGUUCCACCCUCCUCGGCCUCAUCCCCACCUCGCCGGCCCUAACGUGAGGCCCCGAGCUGAUCCUCCUCCGCGCCGCCGGCCGUUCACUACAACUUGUCUGCGGAAAGAGGCAGACGGAGAUAGGGAGAGGAGAAAAAUCGCUGCUUUUGGGAGCUUCCUGCCCCGACGAUUCAGUGCGGACCGAUCCGGGCGCCGCGAUUCGGCUCGGGGCUGGGUGCUGGUCCCGUGGAAAUCCAGCGUCGUUUACCCCCAUGCCGCGCCGGCGGGGGGGAGGGCGGAUCUUCGCGGCGUUCUUCCCUUCAGUCCUGUCGGCUGCUGCCCGUCGAUUUUUAAGGUCAUAGAUAUUAGAUAGUGAGUGGGAUGGAUGUGGAGAAAGCUGCAUCCAAGGGACAUGGCUUCUUUGGCCUGUUCGAUUGGGGCAAGAGCAAGAAGUCCAAGAGGCGGCUGUUCAGCGGAAGUGGGGGCGUUUCUCCGGCACCAGGGAAUACUGUACAUGGGAAGGAAGUUGAUGGCAGCGCGCCAAGUACACCGUCGAAUUCGAUCCUUGAAGAUGCGAGUGAGCAUAGUUGUUCAUCCUCAGUAAUUGAUGACGAAGCUCGUGUGAGGAGGGGACCAACCGUUGUAGCCAGGCUUAUGGGUUUGGAUUCCAUGCCCAUGGCAAGCUCAACUGAAUCUUACGCUAUGCCUUCAACCGUGCAACAAACCUUCCAAAAUAAUGUCCAUGAUGAGUUUAUUGGAAGAAGCUAUUUUAGCAGUCCUAGUCCUCAUAAGAUGCCAAGUAGUCCUAUUGACCGGUUUAGAAUGGAAGCACUGCCUCCAAGAUUUCCCAAAAGAACACUUUCAGUGGCUCAGCAUAAGUUAUUCUCCCCUGUGAAGAAUCCUACUCAUAUAUCAAGAAGAAAUGCUGCUGACAUAAUGGAGGCAGCAUCUAGGAUAAUUGGACCUGGAGUUGAGAAUACUAGCGCUUACAGAGUUCGUGAUGUUGGAUACUCAAAUGAUGUGCGUGCUUUCAAUCCAACAGAGAUUGCAAGAGUCCAGCAAAUGUCUCAAGCGGCAAAGAAGCGUGAUGGCUUAGCGUCUUUGAAGUCACAGAGUGCAAAUUCUUUGGAUGGAAGUUUGAUCACUUCAGAGACCACCUCUUCUUCCAGGGUCUCACAGUCAAAUGGAGGUGCUCCAGUUGGUCCAAAGGUCAAGGCUGGCAGUAGAUCAUCGCCAGAUUUGAGAGGUACACAUGUCCAUGGAAGAGAAGGUAUAAGCAACAACAGUAGGAAACUUGCAACUCGUACAGAUCCUGAACAUAACAUGGUUGAGAGAAAUGGGUGCAACCAACAAAAGAGUAAUAACCAAGUGGGCAGGGCAAGUUCUUCCAAUGUGCUCGUGCAAAAUAACAGGAAGCAGAAUGCUAUGUGUGUUGAGCACAAAGUGAAUUCAAAGACAGCAACCCUCAGCCAGCAGCGAAGCAACUUGCAUUCAACAAAUGCUGCUCCCAAGAAGGCUGCAGUCACCAGCACACAUGCUGGAAAUAGUACAAAAGGGAACAAAAAGGCGGAAUUGCAGCCAACCAAAUACGCAAAUAGAAGAGUAAAUUCAGCAGCCAAAACAAUUCCCAAGCCGAGAAGAUUGCCAGAUGGGAGGAUGCACUCAAAGAAAAGCCAGUCAAGUGAUAAAAUUCUCGCCGACAGAAGCCCAAGGCGUGUCCGGCACAAUAUUGUGAUAGAGGAGCAGUCAUCUUUUUCCACAAACAAAAAGAAAAUCAGCACUGAGAUUGUUUCGUUCACAUUUACCUCACCAGUUGAUAAAUUGAAACCAUUACCUGGUUCUCAUUUUCCCAACCAUUCAGUGGAAACACGUUCAAUAGAGAAUGUGAACGCAGUAUCAACUUCAAGCAACACAUCAAAUGCUGAGUCUGAUAUCAUAGAUGGUGAUUACUUGAGACUUCUUCUUGACCAGAAGUUGAAAGAAUUGACUUCUGGGGUGAGGUCACCUUAUUGUAAACCAGACAAAGGUGUUAGAAUAUACACGCCUUCACCAGUUUUGGAUGAUAUGGCAUCAACAUGUGACACAUCUAGCAUUGCAUCUACUGAUUGUGAUAGGGAUUCCAUACAGUCUUUCAAGGAUGGAAAAGCCAAAUUACCCCUGACAGAUGUUGCAUCAAAAAGUGGGCAGUCAUCUCAAUCUGGGAAGUAUGAUAAUGAUUUCAUCGAUCAAGUGGAGUUAGAGCAUCUUCACUUAAGCCCCCAUUCUGCAUGGGAAGCUUCUCUUUCAACAGAAACCUGCAGCUCUGCAGAGAGCUGGAGAAACACAAACAAUUCAAGGUUUAGUUCAACAGAAGGAGCACCAACAUCUGCACACGAUGGUAGACUCCUAGAAGCAGAUGCUUUAUCAGAAUAUUCUGACACAGCUUCAUCAAUAAUAGUGACUACAGCUGAAAUCAACCCAUCAGAAAGUAGCAGCUUGUGUCAUAUGGACCGCAGGCAGGAGAUACACUUUUUAAGAGAAAUACUGAACUCUACUUCUCUUACUUGUUGUCACCCUUGCUCUCUUUUGGAGCGAUUUGGUAGAUCGGAUAUCCUAGAUCCACAUCUGCUGGAAGAACUAAAUGGCAAAUGUAGAUUGGCAGUGGGUGAAGAAGAGGGCAAAACUUUCAGAAUGAUUCGAAGGCUGCUCUUUGACUGCACAAAUGAAAUGUUAAGCCUGAAAUGUGCAUACUACUUCAAUGCUGGCUACAACUCAUGGUUUAUGGGGAUGGCAGUUCUGCAGAAGCUCUCGCCGGAAGAAAUCUACCAGGAGAUGAACAGUCUGAAGGUGGCUGAGGAAUGGAUGGUGGAUGAACUCGUGUACAGAGAAAUGAGUGGUCCUCUCGGGAGUUGGGUUGAUUUCAAGAUGGAAUCGUAUGAAGCUGCCAAAGACGUUACAGCAGAGUUGCUAGGGUCCUUGAUUGAUGAAAUGGUUGCUGAUCUUCUAUAUUGGUAGUUUGAUCACCCAAUUGUGUAUGUUUUCGUCUCAAGGGCGACAAUGGGGCGCUAUCUGAUGAUUGAUCAUUGGCUGCAGGAGGCAUUCUUCACCUUUUUUGUGGGACCAUUUUGAGCUGUCAUGAUGUAGAAAAUAGCAAAGCAUGUCAAAUUUUAACAUUGUUAAUGAAAGUAUCUGGGACUGUAUGUUGUACAAUGCGACAUCUUUAGCUGUAUGAGUGGUGUAACUGUGAGGGUAAUUUUUUGUCUGCUGAGAACAGAGCACAAACUAGCUUCUCUUUCAGCUGCAUUUAUCCCAUGACUUGAAAAGGCAAAUAUUCGGUGGAGCUGGCAUAUGCAUGUCCCAGCUAUGUAAUACUGAAAACGGGUGUAUUAUCUUGCAUUUGCUUGUGGAUUGCUAUCCUCACUUCCUCA